AUGCCUGCCCGUCAGCGGCGCCGCAUUACCCGUGGCUUCCGCAGAAAUCAUAACACUCUCCUUAAGAAGCUCCGAAAGAGCAAGAAGGAUUGCCCCAUUGGCGAGAAGCCGGAGGUUGUCAAGACACAUCUGCGGAAUAUGAUCGUUCUACCCGAGAUGGUCGGCUCCAUUGUUGGCGUCUACAACGGGAAGACCUUCAACUCUGUCGAAAUUCGCCCGGAAAUGAUUGGACAUUAUCUUGGGGAGUUUUCCAUCACCUAUAAGCCUGUGAAGCACGGUCGCCCUGGUAUUGGUGCUACCCACAGCUCUCGGUUUAUUCCUCUUAAAUAA
Molecule: messenger RNA, 330 nt
Organism: Dibothriocephalus latus
Lineage: Eukaryota; Metazoa; Platyhelminthes; Cestoda; Diphyllobothriidea; Diphyllobothriidae
Source: the annotation of a GenBank genome assembly